AAUGCAACAUGUUAACAAAUGAGGGUAUGGUUAGGAAUGCGAACACUUCCGGCUUGUUUAGUGAUGAAUACGGUGUAGAGCGUGUAUUGUUUGUGGGUAUUUUUUUAGUGCGACUAUUCCAUUAUUAGCGCAAUUAUCUACUAAGCAUAAACAUGCCUCAAUAUGUUGCCGAUAGCUCAUAAUGGCCCAACAUUAAAAUUCGUAAAAGCUUUUUCCUUUGUUUCUUCUAUCUUACGCCGGAACAUAUUCUCUGGUUUAUUUACAUCAGGCUUGUGUAAAACAAAUUCGUUGUUACAAGACGUAACAAAGGUAUAAUUACUCUAUUCCCCUUUGCAUUUACAAGCAAUUGUAGAUAGCCAAAAAUUUGGUAAAAGUAAAAUAAUUUGCUACAUUAGCUCAUACAAUGGAAAUAUUUAUUACCUACAUUACAAAAACAAAAAACAACAAAGGCGUUGUGCAUUCGUUUAGACUCCCUCGUCCAAGAGUUCACCAUAAAACGAGUGCUUACCAGAAAUCGAAGCUGAAAUCGAAGUUUGAUUAUUGAUAAUUGCUUUCUGUUAUAAUAAGUAGCAAUUUUUAAAUCUUACUUAUCGAUAGUAUAAUUAUUUUUAAUAUUAGUGGCUUUAUUCACAGCAAAAUAAAACACAACAUUUGUUUCGGGCACUUCUUACAGCAGUCUGCGUACCUUCCGUGCACAUUUCUAGCACUGCUUGGAAUGCUAGCGUGCAUUUUCGAGCAGUGUAUAUGCUGGAAAAGACAACUGCGCCAUAUCCAAGCACCGCAAGGCAAGCAGACUGUCAAACAUUUAUUACGCUUACUUUAUUUGAUAGAAUUUUUGUGCUGCUGUAUCAAGACUUUCCCGUUUACCAAACUAUUCCAGUGAAGGGUACGCCCCGGUUGCAUUUCUCAAUCGCUACAAUCGGAAACGCCAUAAACCAGCUGCUUAGCAAAAAAACAGCCGAAAAACUCGGUAUCACAUCCCGGACGCUUGUCGGUCGCGCAGCGUAUUGUUUUGAUAGUGAAGUCAUCUAGAUGCGUCGCUCCGUUUGGUGGCGGACCAGGGCCGACAGACAUCAAACAGUGCAAUGAAUCCGACCUCGCUGUACAUCACCACGUCGCGGCUCGUCUUCCAGGGCGACAUUGUGGCCGAGCUGCAGGAUCUCAAUCGUCUGUUGCCGUACCUGCGGAAAAGCCUGAGCUGUGCGGUGUGUUGCAAGCUGCUGGUGGAACCGCACAGUCCAUCGACGGGCGAUUGCCAGCACCACAUAUGUCGUGUGUGCGUUGGCAAACACAAAAGGCUCAAACCAGCAUGUCGCUUCUGCAAAGGUUUGCUGCAGUACAGGGAGAACACGCAGCUUCGGUUGCUGCUACAAUGCUACAAGAGCAUCUGUACGUUCAUCCGGUCGCGACCAGUGUAUGCAGAUAUAUGCAAGUGUGCACCGACCCAACCGGGUGGUGGUGGUGGGGCAGAGGGUGGUGCCAGUACAAGCGGUAGCAGUAGUACUGGCACAACGCCCAACAGCUUGAUGGAUCUGAUCGAGGAGGGAGCGGCGUUUGUGGAUGACUUCAAGUGCAAUUCCGGUCUGUCGAAGUCGGCCUAUUCGAUACUGCCAUGCAUCUUCCCACCACCCGUCGUAACCGUGCAAACACCCGCCGAGCCGAAACCGAUCGUUGUCGUACCACCCUCAGCACCCUGUUGCUCUAAAACAACAAACAAACCUCAACCGGUCAACAAAACAACUACACCGGCUGAGAAUGUUAAAGUGAUGCUGCAGGAGAAGAAAAAGGUGCUGCGUAAAACAAAGCCGCGUCAACCAAAACAAUCAGAACUGCACCCGCAACCGGUCCAACAGGAGCGGAAGAAACGAAACCAAGCAAAACAGAAACAAAAGCCGGUGAAGCAAGAGCAGCAACAACCAGAACAGGUGCUGCAGCAAAAGCAAGCACAACCGUUGAAGCACCAGCAAAAGAAAGAGUUGCAGCAAUCGCAACCAUUGCAGCAAUGUUCGCAACUUCAACAACAACCAGGACAUCCAAUAAAGCUGAAAAAGGGCCAGAUAUUCAAACAGAAAAUAUCGAAUGUGACCCCGGCACAGCAAAGGUUAACGAUACAACAGAUACCAACGGAACAGGAACAACACAAACAGCCGGCGCUGCCACAAUGUCAGCAGCAAAAAUCAUUGCAGCGAAAGCAGCAGGUGCAACAGUUGCAACAGCAGCCACAGCUACAAUAUCAAUGCCAACAGCAACAAAGUAAUCGAUCGAAGGCGCAUCCACAACAACCGCAACAGCAGCUGCAGCAGCAGGUUUCGCAUCAAGUACAGCAGAAACAAUUGGUGCAGCAGCAGCUAGCAAUAAAGCAACCGAAACAAUUGAAAACACAAGUGAAAAUAGAGCCGGAAUUGCAAUCUCAGCAACUUUUGCUACCAACACAACAACCACCGCAGCAACUGAUGCAACAACAACAACAACAACAACAACAGGUGCAAAAAAUGGCACAGGUACAACAACAACAGCAGCUGCAGCCACAAAAAUCAGUACAGUUACAAUCGCAGUCUCUAAAAUCGGUGCAACAGCAAUCGUCUCAACCGAACGCUGGCAGCCCAAUCAUGUCCGGUCAAAAGAUGCUGAGUGCUGCACCGGCCGUACCCGUACGGUCACAGAAAUCCCUACCACUGGCGCAAACUAUUAAGCAGGAGGUGGUAGAACAGCCGCAACUGCAAAUGCCGCAACAACCAAUGUUUCAACUGCAGCAACAGCAACAAAAGCAACAGAUGGCUUUCCAAAAUCAGCAAGCGAUCAUUUCGCAACCGAUAGCACCGGUGCAGAAUGUGCCCCAGAUGCGCAAACAGCAGCAGCAGCAGCAGGAAACGAUAGAGUACUUAAAGGACAACCCACCGCUGAUAGAGCAUCAGCAGCAGGACAGCUUGCAAAAGCAGCAAGAGCUAGCGCAGCAGAGACAGCAACAGCAGCUACAAAUUGCACAGCGACGCCAACAGUUGCAACAGCAGCAAAUGCAGCAAAUUAUGCAGCCGCAAAAGCUGUCCGCUCAGCAGCAAACCGUCGCAGGGAAGCUACCGCAGCAGAUGCCAAUGAUGCAGCCACAGCAGUCACGCAUGGCAUUCCCGGGCAAUGUAGCCGACGUGGUCAUUCGUCCGAAUGCGAACAAGAUCAAUUCCAGCCUGAUACGGAACGUGCUACCGGCACGUAUCGGUCCUACCAUCAUACACGCGGAAUCACUCGCGAACCGACCGGCAGGUACGGUUGCUGCGGGUGGAACCGCCGGCAAGAGCACGAUGGUACCACCGAGCGUGGCAAACUCACCGCUCCUAACGCAACCGAUCAUCAAGAACAGCUGCGUACCGACGACACCGCGCAUCGUUAACAUUACCACACCGCAGGAAAUCAAAUUCGAGGCAGCACCGAUUAAAACCGUAUCGAGCGGUACCACGAUGUAUUCGGUGCUGUACGCGGAGAGUGGAAACAAGUUCACGAUCAAGCGAAAGCCGGAUCCGGUAUCGGCUGCAAAGCCGGUCAACAACGGACAGCAGGCAAAACUAGCGACGAUGGUAUCAAACACUGCCGGGCUAGCAAACAGCGCACGCUCAAUAAUUCCUGCCAAGGUGGAUGUCGAUCAGCCCAAGCUGGCAACGGUACAGAAAGCUCAAACACAGCAACCGAUCGUAUUGCAGUUCCGGCCACCUCAAACACGACCGUUACAAUUACCACUACAACAACAACAACAGCAACAACAUGCAGCAGUCGUACAGCAGCAGCAGCAGCAAUCGUCCGUUAAAGUGCAGCUUCCGCAACAACAUACAUCGUUGGUUCAACAACAAAUACAGCAGCAACAACAACAGUUGCAACAAUAUCAUAUUCAGCAACAACAGAAACUCACAACACCAUCACAGCAGACGGUAGUGUCACUGGCACCGCAACAACAACAAAACUUCCGCUCGCUCAUCAUUCAACAACAGCAGCAGCAGCAGCAGCAACAACAACAACAAAAACAACAACAGCAGAUGACAUCUCAACAGCAAGCGGUACAACAACCGCCAUCGCAACCACCACCAUCGCAACAGCAAUCAAUGAAACGUAAGGGUUGCCGUUGCGGCAAUGCAACCCCAACGCCUGGUAAGCUGACCUGCUGCGGUCAACGCUGUCCGUGCUACGUUGAUUCGAAGUCCUGUGUCGACUGCAAAUGCCGUGGCUGUCGCAAUCCACAUCGAGCGGAUGGUCUAAAGAUCCGUCGAAGUCUCUCGGAAUUGUUGCAGCAGUAUAAUUCGCCCGCCACCACCACAGCAACAUCAACCGCAACCAUCGACACGCUGUCGUCCGGGUCCACCACCACCACCAGUGGUGUUUCACUCGGUCCAACGAUAACAGCCGUCACGUACAGCAUUAACGCGGUGAAGCCUACCAACGCAUCCACCUCCGUGGCGAACGGUAGCACCAAGGUGAAGGUAAUCAGUGCGGGACAGCACCAAAUUUUGCACACCACCGCCAAAGCAACGCCGGCGGCGGCGGUCGUGAAAACUGGUGCCGGCGGUGGUCGCACUCGUACGAACGGUGGCGUCGGUGUGUGUCUGCUGCCCAAAACGCCGAGCGCACCCGUACCGACCGGCGGUACUAUCACGAUCCGGCCGUUUGCAAACAGUGGUUUUACCAGUGGCACCACCACCACGAUCAGCUAUUUGCCUUCCGCUUCGCAAUCGUCAACUGCUACCGCGUCGGCAAGCGGUUCCCUGUCCGCCGGCGCGUACGUAUCGCCAUUGACCCGUACCAUGUCCCAGCCGAACACGGCAAGCGUAAGACUGAACAAAACGCCCGCCCGCACCAGCACCGUAACGUCCGGUUCGUUCGCAACACUGUCGACCGGUUCCUCCACCCAAUCGUUGGACCGUGACUGGACCCGGAUCGGUGGUGAACCCGGCGCUAACGUUUCGGCAAAAUCUUUCCCCAAACAAACGGCCGGCGGUGUACGCCCAGCGAUGGCAUCGCUCGAUACGGAUCGCGAACGUACUACUGCUGUUGGGCUCGGUUCACGCAACACAUUCGUCAGUGGCAAACCGGACGCACUGUUGAGCCAAAGCUCGGUAGCGAUGAUGCCGGUUACUGCUUCACCCUCCUCCGCGUCCUUCUGUUCCUCCCCGAGCGUAUGGUCACCGUCGCUGCCGAGCAAUCUGUUCGGAAGCAGCGUACCAUCCACCGGUACCGGUUCACCGGUCGGAUCGGGUACGACCGGACAGGAACUGUCCUCCCUGUCCGGCUACGACAUGAACAGCUUCGUCAACAUUAGCCACAUACUCGACCCGGACGGUGUGAUCGAUCUGUGCGACGAUCUGGAACUGAACGCGGCGAACCUCAUCUCGCUCGAUUGA
Molecule: messenger RNA, 5381 nt
Organism: Anopheles funestus (African malaria mosquito)
Lineage: Eukaryota; Metazoa; Arthropoda; Insecta; Diptera; Culicidae
Product: polyhomeotic-proximal chromatin protein-like
Exons: 2
Coding region: 1086-5381 (1431 amino acids)
Cellular component (GO): MSL complex
Molecular function (GO): ubiquitin protein ligase activity
Source: RefSeq, a predicted model, not a curated record